UAGUUGCUCUGCACUUUGCCUUCACUUUGGCAGACCAACAAACGCGACCGCGACUCUUGGCCAGAAGCACAGCAGAGCCAGCAGAAUGGCUAAAGCUAAGGCCAGAACAGAACAGAGCAGAGUACAGCACAGAGCCAAAGCCAGAGAGCCAGGCCAAAAGGCAAAGGCAAAGGCAGCCAGCCGGCCCAACAACUAGUUUUUCUUCAGUUCCUCCUUUGGCUUUCAUUGUACACGGGUUUGUUGUUUAGUGUGCCAUUGGCGCUAACAACGUGCGGUUCGCUCUUGCGGUUUUGUCGCCGCCCGUUAGAGCCAGGAAAGCCAGAAUAAAAUCUAGCCCCCGAAAACGAGGCUCCAAAACAAAGGUGGCGAGUGCAUUUCAACGAGAUCUGCAGAUUACACAAGUCGCGCCGGCUUGUUGGAGUUCCUUGAACUCCCUUAGAUUUCUUUCGCGGGGAGGGGAGAGUGGAGUUGUGUAACCCAUUUUCUCGAUUGCACUUUAAAAGGCGAUUACUCUAAAUAUUAAUAGGAUUUAUUGAUUGGCUGUCGGUGGGAUCGAAGCCAGGCUGUAGCCCCAUCGCCAUCCAUGUCCUUUCUCUCGCCCACUUUGCGACUGGAGAACCUGUCCACGCAGCCGACGAUGACGCAGGAUCAUGUGCCCGAGGACCAGCGCUACAAUAAACAGAAUAUCGUGGCCCAGUGGUGUGUGCCCAUCAAUGGCAAGAUGUACCGCAUCGAGCUGGAACACGGAACGACGAGUGGGAGGCGCAUGAUUUGGGUCAACGGACGGGAGGUCCUGCGACGCGACUGGAUGUUCAAGCUGGUCGGCGAGGACACCUUCCACAUCGACCAGACGCGCUGCAUCAUCCGCGUGGAUCCUGCGCCGGGCUUCAAGUACGAGUACUCCCUGUACAUCGAUGGCAAGUCCCAUGACCAGUACACCGAGGACAUGACGCGCCAGUAUCGACUGUGGCUCUACACAUCCGAGUCACCAUCAUCAGGAGAUUCGGGAGCGGAGGCGUCGCAGGAGUACAGGAUAAUGCUCAAGCUGGACACGCUGAGUCUCUACGUCAACGAUGAGCUGCGCACCGAGGAGUCGGUUUUCGUUCACGGCGGCACAGACACCCAGUUCCUGCUGCAGGACACGGAAUUCGUGCUUCAGGCACGCUCAAGUGGCAAUAAACAUGAUGGCAUCGUUCACACUCUGCUGGCCAAUGGGGUGAAAGUUCCGGAGGCGAAGAUUCAGGAGAUUAUGCAAGAGCCGGUCUCCAUUUUGCAGACCAACUGAGGGCGAGCCCUCCUCAUCACACACUUUAGGAUAAAUGUUUUGCAUUUGUUGAAUUUUCCC
Drosophila ficusphila is the source of this 1345-nucleotide messenger RNA. Its product is annotated as fas apoptotic inhibitory molecule 1. The transcript is spliced from 4 exons. The record is from RefSeq and is a predicted model, not a curated record. Gene Ontology annotation, biological process: negative regulation of extrinsic apoptotic signaling pathway via death domain receptors; canonical NF-kappaB signal transduction; positive regulation of neurogenesis. The coding region runs from base 584 to 1285 and encodes 233 amino acids. Lineage: Eukaryota; Metazoa; Arthropoda; Insecta; Diptera; Drosophilidae.